AUGUCAGGCAUGGAGGGCCAAGGCGACAACUAUGCGACCACGAGCGACAUCGCGAGCCUCCGCACCGACAUGGAGCAGACGCAGGCGGCGCUACGACGACUCGAGGCCCUUCUGACACACCAACCAGGAAUCGCCACCGCAGCAGCAGCGACGGCAGCAGCGAACGUAGCAGCGACAACACCAGCAGCAGUGGCGACACCGACAUUUCACGGACCGAUGGCACCACUGUCGCCGAACCUCGAAGCAGCACGACCGAGGCUCCCUGAAGCGUUCGAUCCCAGCGCGAAGGGAUCCGACGUCCGGCGAUUCGUGGCAACCCUCGAAAUUUACUUCGAGGCCAUUGGCUGUUCGACCCCGACACACGACGCAGCAAGGAUUCGGCUCGCAGCGACACUGUUACGUGGACCGGCACUGGAGUGGAUUUACUACACUGACGUGGCCCGCGGGGAGAAAUCGUGGGCGCAGUUUCGGGCAGACUUAAUCGAACCGCAGCAGAAACCACUACUCCUCGAGGUGUUAUGCAAUGGGCGAUGCCUCCAGGCACUGGUGGACAGCGGUGCAUCUCACUCAGUGUGUGACCGCGGAACAUUGGAGAAAAUUGGAGAGAAGGCGGAGGAGACCCAAUUCUCUGCAACAAUGGUGGACGGUACGAAGCUUCCCAUCCACGGCGAAGCAUCACUGCAGCUGCACAUAGGGGCGCUAAGGUGGAAGCCGACGUUGCCGAUCACCAAUAUCAAGGGACUAGAUUUCAUCUUGGGGCGAGAUUUCCUGAAGCGGUUCAACCCCGAGAUAGAUUGGGUCAACAGCAAAGUGUGCAUCUACAACAACGGGAAGCGGAUAACACUGCAAAGCUGGACGGAUACAGGGGACAUUCCUGAGACGACACUGGCACGGCUCGAACAGAUGGUAAACGAGAGCAACACGGGUUACUUAGCACUGGUCAUGGCAGCAGCAGAGGAGGAGAAGCCGAGUUCCGAGCUACCUGCAGCAGUGAAGGAGGUCUUGGAGCAGUACAAGGACAUAAUGCCCGACGACCUACCUGCAGGCGUACCUCCAGCACGCACCCACGAGCACGAGAUCGUGGAGGAACCAGGUGCGAAACCCGUCUCACGUGCACCAUACCGACUGAGUCCGACCGAGCUGACAGACAUGAAAAAACAGAUCGAAUAUUUACUGGACAGACAACUGAUCCGCCCAUCCACAUCUCCCUACGGUGCACCAGUUCUCUUCACACCAAAACCAGACGGCAGUUUACGGAUGUGCAUCGACUACCGCGCACUGAACAAACAGACAGUUAAAAAUAAAUACCCCAUACCGCGCAUCGACGACUUACUGGACCAACUGCGUGGUGCAACAGUUUUCUCGAAGCUGGACCUACGGUCGGGUUACUGGCAGAUCAAGAUGGCGGACAACUCGAUCCACAAGACGGCGUUCCGUACAAGAUACGGCUCCUACGAAUACUUGGUGAUGCCGUUCGGACUCUGCAACGCACCCGCGACGUUCCAGGCAGAGAUGAACCACAUCCUCCGGCCCCUGCUGGACGAAUGCGUAGUAGUGUACCUGGACGAUAUCCUCAUCUACUCUAAGAACAUGAAGGAGCACGUGGAGCAUCUGCGGAAGGUGUUCGAGAUCCUGCGGAAAAAUAAGUUCUACGUGAAGCUGUCGAAGAGCGACUUCGCCCUGAAGAAGGUGCAGUUUCUCGGGCACAUGGUGAGUGCCGAGGGCAUACACGUGGACCCGCGGAAGAUCGAAGCCGUUAAAAAGUGGAAAGUUCCGGAGAACGUGAAGGAGUUACAGCAGUUCCUCGGCUUCGCCAACUACUACAACAGGUUUGUGCCGCAUAAGAAGUUACACGGAGCAGAACUGAACUACCCCAUUCACGACAAGGAAGCCUUAGCUAUAGUCGUAGCCUUCAAAGCGUGGAGGUGUUACCUAGAGGGAGCCAAGACCACAGUCUACACUGACCACUGCAGUCUUAAGUACCUGAAGUCGCAGCCGACGCUCUCACGACGACAGGUGCGGUGGGUGGAUUUCUUGGAAACUCACUUCCACUACGACAUCGUCUACAAACCCGGGCUCCACAACAAAGCUGACGCGUUGAGCCGCCCCGGUCAUGUAGCAGGCAUCCAGCUCGACGGGAUGAACCCUCUGCUCAAGGGUCUAUUCCAACAUGGGUACUCCGUGGACGGCGAGAUCGCAACGGCAGAGAAACAGAAGCUGUUACAGUGGGAGAAAGACUUAGCGGUAAGGAAGGGUUCAGGAAAGAUUUGGGUACCGAACUACGCCCCGCUACGGCAGAUCCUUCUAGAGGAGUUUCAUGACGUACCAUACGCGGGACAUUUCGGGAGCAACAAGACGUUAGCGGGAAUAGCGAAGUAUUACUACUGGCCCCGGGAGGCAGCAGACGUGCAGCAGUUCGUCACCUCAUGCGACACGUGCCAGCGGAUGAAGAGUAGCAAGCAGAAAAAAGCAGGGUUACUGCAGCCUCUACCCGUACCGGAGCAGCCAUGGCAGGUCGUUAGCCUCGACUUCAUCACAGGACUUCCCUCGACCUCACGGGGACACGAUUCCAUCCUCGUAGUAAUCGAUAAGUUCUCCAAAAUGGGUCAUUUUAUUCCGACCAACGCCACGGCCACUGCUGACGCAACUGCUCGCCUCUUCUUCGACCGCAUCAUCACCAUCCACGGCAUCCCCGCUACACUUAUCUCAGACAGAGACCCAAAAUUCACAAGUAAGUUCUGGAAGGAGCUUAUGGGACUGCUGGGGACCAAGCUUGCCAUGUCUUCAGCAUACCAUCCCCAAACUGCAACAAACGGAGCGACUCAACCAGGUGGUUGA
Closterium sp. Yama58-4 is the source of this 2838-nucleotide messenger RNA. The record is from the annotation of a GenBank genome assembly. Lineage: Eukaryota; Viridiplantae; Streptophyta; Zygnematophyceae; Desmidiales; Closteriaceae.